This is a messenger RNA of Phalaenopsis equestris, 2709 nucleotides long. Its product is annotated as ankyrin repeat domain-containing protein 13C-like. The coding region runs from base 450 to 1364 and encodes 304 amino acids. The transcript is spliced from 2 exons. NCBI's taxonomy places the organism in Eukaryota, Viridiplantae, Streptophyta, Magnoliopsida, Asparagales, Orchidaceae. Gene Ontology annotation, cellular component: cytoplasm. The record is from RefSeq and is a predicted model, not a curated record.
CUCUAACCCCCGCCGGCGCCGACCCCUCCCUCGCCAACUCCUCGGGCUGGACUCCCCUUCAUCUAGCCCUCUCACUCCGCCGCCGCACCCUCUCCGUCCUUCUCCUCCGUCAUCACCGCCUCUCCGCGUGGUCCAAGCUCCGCCGCCGCCUCCCUUUUCUCCUCCCUGCUCUCCGGCGCAUUCCCGACUUCCACCUCCACAUUUCUAUCCGCUUUGAAUCUCCUCUCCUCCCCUUCAUCCCGCGAUCCGCAAUCCCUUCCGAUGAUAUUCGCCUCGCGAAAAGCGCCUCGGAUCUUCGCGCAGAUCGUCGCCGCCGUUUGUCCUUUCUAUUCCUCUCCAACCCCGAUAAUCCCGAUCUUCCUUUUGGUUCUCUCCUUGUUCUCGACCGCGAUCGAAAGGAGAUCAGCGACGCAUUUGAUGGUGCAGAUGACGAGACCGAGGUCGAGGCGAUGGCCGCUGAUUCUACUGCCUAUCGCCCUGGGGUUGACAUCGGUAACGCUCGCCUGGUUCCGUGCACGACUUGGCGCCGUCGAGAGAGGAUGGAGACAGUCGGGGAGUGGAAAACUCGUGUCUAUGAGCUUCAGAAUGUGAUAUUUAGUUUCAAGACACUGGCCGCUUCUCUAGCGGAAGAGGAAUUGCCUGAGCUAAAGCUUGAUGAAGAUGCAGAAGAAGGGUUUAUUGUUGCGGAGCUUGGGAAUGUGCCUGCACGGCAUAGCUGUUAUGAGCGAGGGGGGUUUGGCCGUGCGGAAGAGAUGGAGAUGGGUCGGCGGAGGAGUGUGGAUGCGGUGGUGCCGGAGAGAUUUGGUGUGGGGAGUUGUGUGUUGAAGAGUAAGGAGAAGGAGGUGGUGAAGAAUUUGAAGCCGACGGUUUGGCUAACUGAGGAUUUUCCCUUGAAGACUGAAGAGCUUCUGCCGAUGCUGGAUAUACUUGCAGAUAAGAUUAAGGUUGUGAAGCAGCUCAGGGAGCUUCUCACGACCAAAUUCCCACCUGGGACUUUUCCGGUCAAGGUUUCCAUCCCAAUCAUUCCAACUGUGAGAAUGAUCAUUACAUUCACCAAAUACAUCAGUCUCCAACCAUCAGAACAGUUUUUCACACCUCUUUCAAGCCCGAGGCAUCUUCCAGCCCCGGAAGAGAGAGAUCAAAGUAAAUCAGAGAGCAUGAACCCAAAGUCAUGGCUGAAAUGGGGCAGCAGUUCUUCAACUAAAUCUUCCGUUUCACGAUCAAAAAUGGUUAACACGCAGAUGGAUGAGCAUGUGGAUCCAUUUAUUAUCCCGAGCGAUUACAAGUGGGUGAGUACCAAAGACAAAAGCCAUAGGAUAAAGACAACUAAGUCAAAAAAAGGGAAGCAAAAGGAGAUUUGGUGAAUGGAAUAUGGAUAAAGCUUCGUCUUCCCCAUUCUAUUAACUUCUUGAGGGGACCAUGCUGUUUAUAACAUUUUACUUAGUAUAGCUUGGAGUCUGCAAACAUGGAGAUAAUAUAGGCUGACUAGAUGGAAAGGAGAAGUUAGAACCCGAAAUGGAUUUGGGCGUUGUAAAAGGGUGUUGGUAGUUUGGUAAAAAAAAAAAAAAAAAAGAACUUUUCUUACGUAAUUGUUGUCUAAAUAGUUUAGGGAAUAUGUUUUUGUUGUAAUUUUGAAUGAUAUUUUAUUGGCCAGGAAGAAGGGAGUUUGCAAAUUUUGGCUGAUGUCGUGCUUGAAUUCGACCAAAUUUUAGUCAAUACAAAAUCAAAUUCAUGCUCGAUCCGAAUUUGUUUCUGGAUCUAAAUUGAGUUCUUAGAUUGAUUCAAUUUGAAUUUACUCAAUUCUUGUUUCCAAGUUUAAGUCAAUUAGUACUUUGUUUUCGUUCAAUUGUAUAUGUAAUAAUUAAAAGCAUGAUAUUAAUAAAAAAUUGUGCUUGUGUAAAAGAAACAACAAAUAAUAUUAAGUGCAUGUUGUGCUGCAUGUGUCAGAUUUUAGGUACUUGCGUACUCUUGUAUAAUAUAUAUGUUUCAGCCAAUCAUACCUGGUUAACCGUCAUCAUGCUUUGAUAAAUAAAAAUUUGAUCUUCAUGGGCUUUUGUUUCCCUCCUAAAUACAUAUUCAUGUAUAAGAAUUACUUGAAUCAUUAUGUUGAUUUUCACGAUACUGUUGUUCAUGCCAUUAAUAUGCAUGUUGAACGAGAUCCUAUUUUUGCCCUAGGGAAUAAAUUGAAGAUUGUUAAAAAAGCUCUUUUAAGUGCUAAUUUGGCCUUUCAUAAGUACAUACUUAAGGCCUGUUUGGGGUGGUUUAUUGUUGCUUUUGUGUUUUUUAAAACAGGAUUUAUGUGUUUGUUUCGUGUGUUUCGCCUACUUAUCCCAAAUGCCGCUCACAUUUUAUUAUUUACACGGCCGCGGGCUGGACCUCGUGGCCUGCGUUCUUACCUUUCGGAGUUAACGCGCUUUUAAUCUCAUUAAGGAUUUGUAGAUCUCUCAAAAGGACAUUCAUUCUACUUUGAAUGCUCGGCCUCUUUCUAAAAUUUUCCUUUCUCAAAGCAAUCAAAUUCAGAAUAUGUUUAUUGAAGCUACUUUUUGUGAAACUCUUGGAUUAAGCAAAGCCCAAAGUAUUAUUGGUUCUAUAAAGGAGAGAAUGAUACAACAUUUUUCUGUCGAAAAAUUGAAAGUAGAAGCGAUAAAAAGUUUUUUAAAGAGUUAUUUCAAAUAAUGAGAGUGUGAUACUCAACUUGGCAUUGUCAAA